AUGCCAGCCAACGAAUCAUUGAAACCUUGGAUAGAGAAAUAUAGACCACGCACUAUCAAUGACGUAGCUGCACAGGAUCAUACAAUACGAGUUCUUAACAAACAACUCAACAACGCUAAUUUACCACAUAUGUUAUUCUAUGGUCCACCUGGUACUGGUAAAACAUCCACUAUUCUCGCUUUAUCCAGGCAAUUAUUUGGCCAGGAUCUCGUAAAUAGUCGCGUACUCGAGUUAAACGCGUCUGAUGAGCGUGGUAUUAGCGUUGUUCGCGAUAAAAUUAAAAACUUUGCAAAACAAGCACCAAAGGCUUCUUCUUCAUCCAAUACUCCUUCUUACAAGAUUAUUAUACUCGAUGAAGCUGAUUCUAUGACUCAAGAUGCUCAAUCUGCUUUGAGGCGUACAAUGGAAACUUAUUCCAAGUCGACUAGAUUCUGCUUAGUCUGUAAUUACGUUACUAGAAUCAUCGAACCUGUCGCUUCUCGUUGUUCAAAAUUCCGCUUUAAGCCACUUGACGAUACUGAUACCAAAGCUAGACUCGAAUUUAUCGCUAAAGAGGAGCAUAUUGAUUAUGAGGAUGGUGUAAUUGAUGCACUCAUAAGCACAACCCAUGGCGACCUCAGACAGGCUAUCACAUACCUUCAAUCAGCUACACGCUUACAUCAAGCAACAUCGACAAAAAUAAUUCCAGAUACGAUUACUGAAAUUGCCGGUACUAUACCUCAACACAUAAUUGAUAACAUAGUGUCUGUUUGUUCGAACAAAAAGAAUUUUAAGGAGGUACAGAGCACACUCAAGCAAAUCCAUUUGAAUGGUUAUGCUUCAGCUCAGAUACUUGCACAGCUCCAUGACAAAGUUAUAGACAGUUCUAGUAUAGCUGACUCCUCAAAAGCUAAAUCAGUGUUAGCCAUCGCAGAAGCAGACAAAGCGCUAACCGAUGGAGCAGAUGAUGAGCUUCAAAUGCUCAACCUCGCAAUGAAACUGCAAAAAGCAUUUAACCGUGUCAACUGA
Molecule: messenger RNA, 1008 nt
Organism: Wallemia ichthyophaga EXF-994
Lineage: Eukaryota; Fungi; Basidiomycota; Wallemiomycetes; Wallemiales; Wallemiaceae
Product: Replication factor C subunit 2
Exons: 3
Coding region: 1-1008 (335 amino acids)
Biological process (GO): DNA-templated DNA replication; DNA repair
Cellular component (GO): nucleus; DNA replication factor C complex
Molecular function (GO): DNA clamp loader activity; ATP binding; ATP hydrolysis activity
Source: RefSeq, a predicted model, not a curated record